GUUUGUUUUUCGUACUCGUAAAAUAAAGGGUUUCGAUAAUAGGCUCGGAGAAAUUUAGCCGGCGGCGGUGGUGCAAAUUACUAUCAUGGCCCCAGUCGGAUUACCUCCGGGCUUCAGAUUUCAUCCAACCGACGAAGAACUCGUGAACUAUUAUCUCAAGAGGAAAAUCCAAGGCCAAGAAAUCGAACUCGAUAUCAUCCCGGAAGUUGAUCUCUACAAAUGUGAGCCUUGGGAAUUAGCAGAGAAAUCUUUUUUGCCGAGUAGGGAUCCGGAGUGGUAUUUUUUUGGGCCGAGAGACAGAAAAUAUCCGAACGGGUUCAGAACAAAUCGAGCGACAAGGGCAGGGUAUUGGAAAUCGACUGGAAAAGAUAGGAGAGUGAAUAGCCAGAAUCGAGCGAUCGGAAUGAAGAAGACGCUCGUUUACUACAGAGGAAGGGCGCCUCAGGGAAUAAGAACCGAUUGGGUUAUGCAUGAAUAUCGACUCGACGAUAAAGAGUGGGAGGACACUUCUGGUAUUCAGGUAGACUCGUACGCACUAUGUCGUGUUUUCAAGAAAAACGGGCUGUGCCCUGAAGUUGAAGACCAAGGGCAAUCUAGUAAUAACAUAUCGUUGCUCGAUUACACACAAGGUAUCACAAACGAGCACGAAACGCUGUCGCCCGAUUUUCCAGUGACGUCAUCUUCUAAUAUAUGUAUGGAAGAAGAAGACAAAGACGACAAGGAUGAUUCGUGGAUGCAAUUCAUCACAGACGAUGUUUGGUGCUCGUCUACCACACCUUUCGGUGGUGAUGAGAUUUCUCAAAUGGCAUUUAUAAACUAACAAAAGAA
Molecule: messenger RNA, 828 nt
Organism: Erythranthe guttata (spotted monkey flower)
Lineage: Eukaryota; Viridiplantae; Streptophyta; Magnoliopsida; Lamiales; Phrymaceae
Gene: NAC057
Product: NAC domain containing protein 57
Biological process (GO): regulation of DNA-templated transcription
Molecular function (GO): DNA binding
Source: RefSeq, a predicted model, not a curated record